This is a messenger RNA of Lindgomyces ingoldianus, 833 nucleotides long. RefSeq lists its product as uncharacterized. Bases 150 to 707 code for a protein of 185 amino acids. The transcript has a single exon. Lineage: Eukaryota; Fungi; Ascomycota; Dothideomycetes; Pleosporales; Lindgomycetaceae. The record is from RefSeq and is a predicted model, not a curated record.
AAACGCUAGGCUACACUCUGGCAGAUCCCCAGCAGAGGAGAGGCCACCAGUCCUGUCACGGAGCCUCGACACAGACAGGCACCUCAGCCAUCAGCAUCAGCCCUGUGGAUGGCGCUGCGCAAACAUGAACCCUGGGAUCUGCUUGUAUCAUGGUCGUGAUUGUGGGACGUUUGAUACCUGCGAUAAUAUUGGACUGCGCAUCCGCGAAGGCUAGCUGCAGAGCGUCACGCAUUGCAUGCCGGCAGCCUCGACACAGUCACCAAUCACCCCAAACUGGCCGUCAACGCUCAUCAUCAUGGAGAGCGAACAGAGCUCGGGCUCUGUUUCCUCUCCGUGCGGCCGUUGUCGGGAGGCCCAUGCUUGAAUCAUGGAGAGCGGUUCCCCUUACCCCAAUUCGCCCAAAAGGAGCACGAAAAACUUUCCAAAGGGUACCAUUUCUGGAGGUACCUGUCGGAGCGUCGUUCGUACACAAGUUACCCAUGCUCGCUCCGAAGAUUCCAGUGCGUCCGCACAUGGCACCCAUGUCUCUGCAGCACGAAUUUCUGAGCGGUUUUUGCGCGUCCAGCUUAUCAAGAACGGACGAAGCGUCGUAUCCGCGCCAGAGUGCAGCACAUCAAGAGAGACGCGGGUGGAACAUUGGAGCCGCCCUGGCCAAGGACAGCGUCCAGAAACAGACUGACGCAGCCAGGAGUGACCGCACAGAGUAGUCCUAGGGUUGGCCAAUGUCGUCUCGAAUAGUACGGCUCGGCUGUGAAAAAGACGGUUGUGUGUUGGACGAUAAUUUUCCGUUUCUCCGUCCAUUCAUAGGACGGCGUAGUGGGUCAGAGUCAGAG